AUGUGGCACCUACCACCGCACAAGUCCGCACAUGACUCCAUCUCCUCCUCUCUCGCCGCAUCCUCAUCCGCUGUCGCACCGGCGGCGCUGAGCGAGGAUGUAGCAAGACUUCUAGCGUGGGGGCGACGCGCGCUGCAGGCGCAGCGACAGCAGCGACGUGCCUCAAGAACUAGCCUUGCUCGCGCUGAUCAAUCCUCGAUGUCACCGAGGCCGCCGCCUCUGUCGUUCUCUGCCGCACCAGUAUCCACUCCCGUGGCUCCAGGAACCGAUGAGCGUUCGUGGUGGCUGCCUGCACAAGGUCUGAAGGCAUCGACAAGCACCUCCGAAUUCUCGCGCACGACUGUGGAUGCGCCGUAUACCGUCGAACAAGCACGGAAGCGCCUCGCCCAGCUCGAGGAGCUGGAGGCGGCAAACACGCGUGUGUUCGAGAGCCGAUGGGCGCUGCUAAGUCUCGGCCGCGAGCGGCUGCUACGACUGCAUCGUAAGCAGCGUGAGGGUGAGGCCCCAUCCCCGCGUACUCGUCACCUUCAGCGGCUUACCGUCACCCUGCAGGCCAUCGUGGAAGGGGAAGCGUCGCUGAUGGAGACUUUGCGCGACAUGUUGCGGGGUCUGGGAGAGUUGUACCAGCGACAUCAGCAGCACCGCGGCCAAACUGAAGAGGAUGCGGACCACUUAGCGUCAGCGCGGGAGCAAAAGACGGCCCUGCUGGAGUCUGUCCACGGGGGUGCUUCCUGCGACUCGGACGAGGAUGCAGCGGCGAAGGAAAGCGCGUCCGAUUCGUUGCGAAGUCUUGCAGAUGCUGUGGUGCGGCGCACCCGCCUUCUGCUAAACUCGCACUGUGAGUCGCAGAGAGUCCGCGAAGAGCAGCGCAGGGCCGCGAUAGCGCGGCUACAGCGGCGCGCCGAAAGUGAACGGGCGCUUCAGCAUCAGCUCGAAAGGCUGAAGGCGGCCGUGGCGGAGGCGACGGAGGAAGAAGCCCAGGAACAUCGCCGGCUGGCGAAGUUGCGGGCGCAGUGCGCAGCGGCUGAGCGCGCCGCUGCGUUACAGAAUGCGUCCGCGCUGCGAGAGCAAGCCACAAAGGAGGCACUGCAGCGCCUUGAGCAACUGCAUCAGCACGCCACUUUCCAGGACGCCAUCGCGCGUCAGGAGCUGGCCGCCAGCGAAGCCCGCUGUCACCAGGCGAAGGCAGCCUACGACAUGGCCAUCAGUGAUCACCAUGCUGCUGAAGAAGCGCUCGCAGCGGCGCAAGAGGCAUACCGCAACUCGAAGCGAAGACGUGAGGACGCAGAGGGUGAUCUUGAGCGGGUGCGGCAAGCCUUGAAGUCGGUAUCCGACAGGUGCGAUGAGGUGCACGCUGCGCGUGCACAGGCGGCUGCCGACUGUGCGGCCGUGGACGAAGCUCUCUAUCGGAAGCGGCGCGCGCGCGACGGUUGGCUGUCCGGAGAAAAAGGUUAUGACAACAGCGGGAUGGCCGCGGCCCUCUGGCUCGGUGGGUCAAGUGCCGCAAACGGUGCAGCGGAACGCUACGCAGUGCUUCAGCGAGAACUGCCGCGGCUGGAGCGGCACUGGCAGCGCAGUGUGGAGGAGGUGGUCGCUCUGGAGCGGACCAAGGCCGAGCUGCGCGACACGCUGGAGCAGGAGCGGAGCGCGCUCAGUCUGCUUCACCGACAGAAGACGGCCCUUGAGGCGCACCUGGCGUCCCUCGAGAGUGGCGUCGACGACGCACUCGGCGUUGUGGCGCGACAAAAGGCGGACAGGAAAAGGUCUGUGGCGCGGUGA
This is a messenger RNA of Leishmania mexicana MHOM/GT/2001/U1103, 1779 nucleotides long. RefSeq lists its product as hypothetical. The record is from RefSeq and is a predicted model, not a curated record. Lineage: Eukaryota; Euglenozoa; Kinetoplastea; Trypanosomatida; Trypanosomatidae. The transcript has a single exon. Bases 1 to 1779 code for a protein of 592 amino acids.